UUUGCCCUUGUCAUAUUAGAAACAAGGGUUGUUACGAGAAAGUUUUAUAGGUUAUUUGCGAUAGAUUGAUGUUUAGUUCGGCCUAAAUUCAAAAUUCGUGUUCAGUAUAGUAAAAUUAAAUAGACAAUAAUUGACCAGUAUAAAAGGUCGCAAUGUCAGUUGAUGGGGAUUCUGACAAUGAGCUGGAAGAGAAUUACUACACUUUCCUGAACCUUCCGCAAGAUGCCACAGGAGAGCAAAUAAAUGCUGCGUAUAGAAAACUCAGCCGCAUUUAUCAUCCAGACAAGCAUAUAGAUCUGGAAAGUAAAAAAAAAGCGGAACAGCUGUUUAACCGAACUAAACGAGCUUAUGAGGUAUUGUCGGACCCCCAUAAACGAGCAAUAUAUGAUUGCGUUGGUCAAAAAGGUCUAAGAACAGACGGAUGGGAGUUGGUACAUCGUACCAAAACGCCCGCUGAGAUACGCGAAGAGUAUGAACGUUUAGCACAAGCUGCUGAGGAGCGAAAGCUACAACAACGUACAAAUCCCCGUGGGAACAUAACUAUUAAUGUUAAUGCCACAGAGAUAUUUACACCAUACGAUGAGACGCAGCUUCCUCGAGUCGAAGUGUCUUCAAUGAGCAUUUCACAGUCUAUUGAAGCUCCUAUAAAUCGUAAGGACACCCUCUCUCUUGGCGGAAAUUUGUAUUCGGCUAAUGGUAAUGGGAGUGGAAACUUUAUUAUCUGCGGGCGGCGAUUAAUUAACAAGGGUUGGUUAGAAAUUGAUGUUGGUGCCGGCAACGGUCCGCUAUUAGGAGUAAAAGGUGGGCGUACUCUUUCCUCAGUGCUUACACUGAAUGGAGGAACCUCGAUGAAUUUCCGGGAAGGACGCAUCAACCCUGCUAUAUUCUCAACCCUGGCGGUGCAGUUGGAUAAGCACACGGUGGGUUCCUUAACACUCAAUGUUAGCACGCAAUCAUCUAUGACUACUCAAAUUGACAGCAGUACUGAAAAACAUGCAUGGACAACAUCGUUUGUUAUCGGUUUCCCGCACAUAUACCUAAGUGCGGCAUAUACGAGGAAAAUGAUUGAAAAUGAGCUCAAGCUUAAAUUGGCAGCGAAGUUAGGCACAUUUGGCUUUCUGGCGGAAUACGGAGCUGAAAAAAAGAUUUCGAAGUAUAGUUCAGUGUUUGCAGCCGUAUCUUUAGGUAUUCCAUCGGGAGUAAUGCUUAAAUUUAAAAUAGUGCGAUCCAAUCAAUCGUAUAUAUUCCCGAUUCAUUUGAGUGAGGAAAUAGUGCCUGCCGCAGUUUUCUAUGCUACAGUUACACCAAUAUUGGCGUGGUUCUUCAUAAAAAAAUCUAUACUCGAUCCUAUGCGUUUAGAGCGGAAAAAUAGUGAAAUUGAGAAGAAGAAGAGAAGUAACGAACAGCGAUUGACAAGGCAAAGGCAAGAAGCUUAUGCUGCGGUGGAAUUAAUGCAACGCACGUACGAGCGCAUUGUUUCGGAAGAAAGCAGUAGAGGAGGACUUAUAAUUACUCGUGCCACUUAUGGGCAGUUUGAAGAUGAUAAUAGCAAUUUUCUUGAAAAUGCUUCGUUAGAUGUAACAAUACCACUACAGUGUCUCGUAAAAGACAGUACAUUGAUUCUGUAUCAAUCCUCCAAGAGCGAACUGCCCGGUUUUUAUGAUCCAUGCAUUGGUGAAGACAAAAUAUUGAAAAUUGAGUACUUGUGCAGAAAUCAGAACAACGUCGCUUUUGUUAAGGAUAUGGAUGCUGUGCGACUUCCCUUAAACAGCAGUAACUGAUGCUGUAUUUCUGUUAAAUGGUCCAAAUUUACAGUCAUUAUUUGGUGGAGCAAUAUAAUAUUUUCUGUAUUUCGCGCUGUCCGAAAUAAUUAAUGAUUUUUAUAAAUUAAAAUAUAAACCAAAUUUAGGCAUCAAUUUUUAAAACACAAA
Molecule: messenger RNA, 1931 nt
Organism: Anastrepha obliqua
Lineage: Eukaryota; Metazoa; Arthropoda; Insecta; Diptera; Tephritidae
Product: dnaJ homolog subfamily C member 11
Exons: 6
Coding region: 153-1781 (542 amino acids)
Biological process (GO): cristae formation
Source: RefSeq, a predicted model, not a curated record